Prunus armeniaca (apricot) is the source of this 4602-nucleotide messenger RNA. The record is from the annotation of a GenBank genome assembly. Lineage: Eukaryota; Viridiplantae; Streptophyta; Magnoliopsida; Rosales; Rosaceae.
AUGGAUCGUGCCGCGGGUUCUGUUGCACAUCCACCAUAUUUCGAUGGCAACAACUAUGGUGCUUGGAAGGCCAAAAUGAAGUCGUUUCUUUGGUCCUUAGAUGAACGUGUAUGGUACACAGUGGUUCAUGGAUUUUCUGAACCCACAAAGAAGAUCGGAAAAGGAGAUGAAGAAACCACAGUUCUCAAAUCUAGAGAGGAGUGGACCACUGCAGAAGUCACACACAGUACUAAUAAUCAAAAAGGGUUAAAUGCUAUAUUUACUGCUGUAUCUUCUGAUCAAUUUGAAUAUAUAUCUAGUUGUGAUACUUCUAAGGAAGCUUGGGAUAUUUUGCAGGUCACUCAUGAAGGAACAGAUACUGUCAAGGGUGCCAAGCUUCAAAUGCACACUCUACAAUUCGAGACAAUUCUGAUGGAUGAGAAUGAAACCUUUUCUGAAUUUUAUGCCAAACUUUGCGUUAUUGUGAAUGCAUGUUCAAAUUUAGGUGAAAAAAUUCCAGAAGAUAGGGUGGUGAAAAAGAUUUUACGGUCCUUGCCUCCACGUUUUUCACCAAAGAUCACAGCCAUUGAAGAGAUUCGUGACCUGAACACUCUGAAAGUUCGUGAACUUAUAGGGUCGCUUCAAACCUACGAGAUGAAGCAUCUAGCUCCUAAGAAAAAUAAAAGCGUUGCUCUUAAAGUAGUUGAUAAUGAAGAUGGUGAACACCAAUCUGAAGAAUUCAAUGGGGAGGAAUUUGCCUAUCUUUCACGACAAUUCAAGAAGUUUUUCAAAUAUCAAAAUUCGAGAAGUCAUGAUUCAAAAAAUCACUCAGGUAUAAAUUCAAAAAUUAAGCAUGGUGAUUACACUGAUGGUAAUUUAAAAUCUCGCAGGUUUACUGAGAAGAAGACCACUAAAGACAGAGUCAAGUGCUAUGAAUGCGAAGGAUAUGGACAUAUUUCCACUGAAUGUGCCAACACACAAAAGAAGCAAAAUGGCAAAGCCAAAGCAUUGAAUGUAACCUGGAGUGACAGCGAUUCAGAAUCUGAAAGUGAAGAAAAUACCAUUGCGUUAAUCACCACUGUUAGUUUGGAUAAGGCACAGCAAAACAAUGGGAAUGAUGAAGAACCAAAUAUUGGUUAUGUGCUGGAAAAAUAUGACGAUCUUCUAGCUGCCUCUCAGAAACUGAAUCAACACAACAAAGAGCUUGCCAAAAAGGUUGCUGUGCUGGAGCUUGAAAACAGUAGGAUUGCCAGGACAUUACAAUCCUCUACUGCUGAACCAGAAACAGUUGGUGAAGGUAUGUGUGAAGGUAUGUACGAAAAAUUGGAAUUCUUACAGAAAAAAUGCUUUGAUCAAAAUAAAUUAAUUGAUUCUUUGACCUCUAACAACCAAGCUCUUGAAAUUGAGCUUAAAAGUUCAAGGGAAAGGAUUAUUGCUUUGACAAUUGGUGCAGAAAAGGUUGACAAAAUGAUUAGCAUGGGUCGAAGAGAUGGAGACAAACGUGGCUUAGGUUUUGAUUCAUUCAACAAGUCUUUCGCUGUAUCUGUUACAAAGUUUGUCAAACCAUCACUUUCUACUGGUAUUCCAACUCAUCAAACAACUUGGAGAUUUACACCCACGUGUCAUUAUUGUGGAGCUCGUGGACACAUUCGACCAAAAUGCAAACUGUUUCAACAGAUUUUUGUAAGUCAAAAGUCCACCAAGGAGGGACAGGUAAGAAUUCGAAACAAGAUUGCAUGUCUUGUAAAAGAGGUAAGUAGGCUGUCAAAACUCUCUCAUUCCCUAUCCUUACCAAGUUCAAAUCUAGUGUGGAGAAGAAAGGAUAAUCAAAAUUGCUUGCUGGCAAUUUCAAGUGAUUCACAUCAAACUAAUCCUCCUGAAAUAUUAGAUGUGAAAUGUUUUGUUGCUCUUACUGCUCUUUCUGACUCUAAAUCUAAAUCUUGGUAUUUUGAUAGUGGAUGUUCGAGACACAUGACUGGUGAAAAAUCAUAUUUUUCAGAAAUCUCUCCAGAAUGCGUGAGUGGAAUGGUUACUUUUGGAGAUGGAAGAAAAUCCAAGAUUUUGGGCAAAGGAAAGAUUAUGGCAACUGGUACACCUAGCUUGGACAAUGUUUUAUUAGUUGAAAAUCUUCAAGCAAACCUCAUCAGUGUAAGUCAACUUUGUGAUGAAAUAGGUAAACGUGAGGGUGCUUGUGAAGGUUGCCAACUGGGAAAGCAAACCAAAAACCCUCACAAAGCUACAAACUCAAUCUCCACCUCUAAAACUUUGGAACUGAUGCAUAUGGAUUUGGUUGGUCCAAUUCAAGUUGCUAGCUUAGGAGGAAAGAAAUACAUUCUUGUCUUAGUAGAUGAUUUCUCACGUUUUACUUGGGUCAUUUUUUUGCAUGAUAAGACAGAAGCCUUUAAUUCCUUCUAUGUUUUGUACAAGCUAAUCAUGAAUGAAAAAUAUGACACUAAUUCUUGUAUCAUGAGACUUAGGACAGACCACGGGAUGGAAUUUGAAAAUCGUGCCUUCUCUGAUUUCUGUUCUGAACAAGGAAUAAAACAUGAAUUCUCUGCUCCAAUCACUCCCCAACAAAAUGGGGUAGUUGAAAGGAAAAAUAGAGUCCUCCUUGACAUGGCUCGUGUCUUGUUAAAAAGUGCCAAAUUGGCGGAUCAUUUUUGGGCUGAAGCCAUCAGUACUGCAUGCUAUACAUCUAACCGUGUGUUUUUCAGGCCACAUACCAAGAGCACUCCAUAUGAAAUCUGGAAAGGGAAGAAACCAAAUGUCAAGCACUUAAGGACUUUUGGUAGUAAAUGCUACAUUUACAAAGACAGGGAGUAUCUUGGAAAAUUUGAUGCAAGAAGUGAUGUUGGAAUAUUUCUUGGUUAUUCUAUGAAUAGUCGAGCAUAUAGGGUGUUUAAUAGUCGCACUAAAAUAAUAAUGGAAUCAGCUAAUGUGGUUGUAAAUGACACUUCUAUAUUGCAGGUUGAACCUAGGAGUGAAGAUACAGAUAUGGAAACUCACGAAUCUGCAGAUGGUACUGAAGCUGACUUCGAGGAUUGUAACCAGCCUAUCAAUCCUGUGAUACGCAGACCUGGUGCAAAACAAGUUCAGAAAGAUCACUCACCUUCAGAUGUUAUUGGGAAUGUUAAUGAUAAAUUGAGAACUCGACAACAAGUCUGUAAUGAGGUAACCAAUUUAUGUUAUGUAUCCCUUAUUGAACCUAAGAGUGUGACAGAUGCUCUUGCAGAUGACGACUGGAUUCUGGCUAUGCAAGAUGAAUUAAAUCAAUUCGAAAGAAAUGAUGUGUGGUAUCUUGUUCCACGUCCCAAAGACUCAAAUGUAAUUGGUACCAAGUGGAUCUUUCGAAAUAAGACAGAUGAGAAAGGACAAAUUAUGCGCAACAAAGCUAGACUUGUUGCCCAAGGUUAUUCUCAAAUUGAAGGUUUGGAUUUUGAUGAGACUUUUGCUCCGGUUGCACGUUUAGAAUCUGUUCGAUUGUUGCUAUCCAUUGCAUGUUAUCUUCAGUUCAAGCUCUAUCAGAUGGAUGUGAAGAGUGCGUUCCUAAAUGGAGUUUUACAAGAGGAAAUCUAUGUGGAACAACCUGCAGGUUUUCAAGAUCCUAUCCAUCCCAAUCAUGUAUAUCGUCUGAAAAAGGCUCUCUAUGGACUCAAACAAGCCCCGAGAGCAUGGUAUGAUAGAUUGUCCACACAUCUUCUUCAAAAAGGGUACACUCGUGGUAGCAUUGAUAAGACCCUCUUUGUCAAAAGAACCAAACAAGAUUUAAUGGUUGCUCAAGUAUAUGUGGAUGAUAUUGUUUUUGGAUCUACUUCAGACAUUCUUGUCAAAGAAUUUCAUGAGGUUCAACAAUUCAAUGGAGGCAUGUUCAUAUCUCAAACAAAGUAUGCCAAAAAUUUGGUGUCCAAAUUUGGUCUUGAAUCUGCCAAGCCCAUUCGAAAUCCUAUGAGCACAAGCACCAAACUUUCCAAGGAUUUACAUGGCAAAAGUGUAGACCAGAAAUUAUAUAGAAGCAUGAUUGGCAGCUUGUUAUAUUUGACUGCCAGUAGACCUGACAUCUCCUUCAGUGUUGGACUUUGUGCUCGCUUCCAAUCCGAUCCCAAAGAAUCACAUCUACUUGCUGUGAAAAGAAUUCUCCGCUAUGUGAGUGGUACCACAAACUUUGGUGUAUACUACUCAUUUGACUCAAAUGUUGAACUUGCAGGCUAUUCUGAUGCAGAUUGGGCUGGGAGCAUUGAUGAUAGAAAAAGCACAACUGGCGGAUGUUUUUACAUAGGCAACAACCUUGUCUCUUGGUUUAGCAAGAAGCAAAAUUGUGUCUCUCUCUCCACGGCCGAGGCCGAGUACAUCGCUGCUGGGAGUUGCUGCACACAGUUGUUAUGGAUGAAACAAAUGCUCAAUGACUACGGCAUUCGGCAAGUGGAAGAGAAUGUGCUCUCACUUGAAUUUGUUUCUACUGAAAAACAAUUAGCUGAUAUUUUCACAAAACCUCUAGACAAUCUACGGUUUGAAACCCUUAGACAGUCAUUAGCUCGUGCAAGGAUUGUUAGGCUGCAUCAAUCCUGUAGUUGUCUGAACGUAUUAGCUGAUCUUCGAUUGGACUCUGGUACAGCACUCUAUUGA